Xylaria bambusicola is the source of this 1791-nucleotide messenger RNA. RefSeq lists its product as uncharacterized. Gene Ontology annotation, cellular component: mitochondrion. The transcript is spliced from 2 exons. Lineage: Eukaryota; Fungi; Ascomycota; Sordariomycetes; Xylariales; Xylariaceae. The record is from RefSeq and is a predicted model, not a curated record. Gene Ontology annotation, biological process: mRNA processing. The coding region runs from base 347 to 1417 and encodes 356 amino acids.
CUCAAAGAAGCAUUAUGAAAACAGGGAGAAUAUGCAAAUAAGCGAUCCCAGAUAGUGGAGCCGGGACAGGCAGAGGACGGGACCUGGGUGAUCGUUACUCCGCUAUCUAUUGGUUAGCCGGUCAUAUGCCGGUCUCAGGCAAAUCCUAACCUCCACGCCAGGCAUUGGAUCAGGUGGUCCUCUGGUGGAUGGCUUUUCCAAGGCACUGUUCAAAUCAUCCUCAGCUCCUACGAUCGGCCACGACCAUCCUCGUCAACGCCUGCUACCACUCUCAUCACGCCCUCAAAUCCUCAUCGCGAUCUACUCGGCCUUUAUCUUUACCUUUACGGUGGCCGUACUCUGAGGGAUGAUGCUUCCUUCAACGGUGCGGCGAAUCGCCGCCGCCGCACCCCAUCCUCCUCUUUUGGCAUCUUUCGCGCCCACAGCGACGCGAGCGACAGCUGGUCUCACCCUCACCAGCAGCCCCACAUGUAACCAGAGGCGGCGAUAUUCGUCGUCGAAGCCAUCCAGUCCGAAAGACUCGCCAAAAGGGUAUGGCGCCGGCCAAGUAACAGCAAGCGCAACGCAGUCGACGAAGCAAAGCGGCGAAAAGAAAAAACGGAAGGCUAAGGCGUCGAGCACACAACGAAAGCUUCCAAGCGUUCCCAGCACUCAGAAUAUACCACAAGAGGCUCUUGCCCUGGCCACCUUUUUCUCACUUCAUCGACCCAUCUCCGUCACACAUGUCUUUCCUAAGGCCAUAACAGACGACACCUUUGCGCGGAUCUUCGCCCAACCCACGAAAGCUGCUACGUACAACAAAGUCAUGUCCACACUGGCCCGAUCUGUUGAUCAGCUCGAACAGCCUAUGCAAGCGCUGAAUAUCACGAAUCAACAUAGGACCGACGCCUCGACUACCCAGAACACAAAUGGCGAGAACGUGCAGUCAGUUACCGUGCAGCAUGCGGAUGGUACCGAAACCAGCGUACAGGUGCAGCUAGACCACAUGUCCGGAAACUUUCUACCCUUCAACCCACCUCCGAUACCCCAGCCGCUCUCAAGCACCGAUUUGGAUCCUUCUGUUCAGUCUGCAAAUGUGGAGUUGGCACAAUCGGAAGAAGCAUCAAUACAGCAACAACCCCAGACUCGUAUUUAUAAGGCUAUUGUCACGCUUGAGGAAACGAUCGACGAGAAUGGGAACUCCCGGAUCCAGGCGCACAGCGCGCAGCUGAUCAAGGAUGAUGCCGGUGAAACCAGGUCUGGUAUCUCUAACCGAAACUCGUUUCUCGCCCGCAUGGCAUCGCGCGAAAUCAGGCAACGCCGCCGCAUGCUUGCUAUUAGCGUCAAGCGUCAACGAAAGCUCAAGAUGAAGAAGAAGAAGUAUAAGAAGCUUAUGAGACGGACACGAAACGAACGCCGAAAGCUAGACCGUGUCUAAUGUACUACCCUGAUUGUCAAUGUGUACCCAGAGGAGCACCUAGCAUGCGCGUACGGCGUUUCUGUACAUAGCCAAUGCUCUGAAUCUGAAAUAUGAGACGAGCAUGUUCCCGCCCGCUCCCUUGUCAUCUACAUAGUUUCGGGUCAUUGUCUACGGUUGUAAUACGGUGUACGGAAGAUGGGCAUUAUAGCGGAGGAAGAGGGUUAUUUCUCCUUUGUCUGUGGCAUUGUGGCAUUUUUCUGCCUUCGCGCUUUUCAAGGUAGUAGAGGUAGCUAUCAGCUCAUAGACGCUAUUAUAUCGCUACCAUACAAGGCGUUAAGUAUAGUGGCGGAUAUCCAAUCAAUACAAUCUCAACCUUGCAUAUUACCUAGAAC